This is a messenger RNA of Lingula anatina, 2293 nucleotides long. RefSeq lists its product as uncharacterized. Lineage: Eukaryota; Metazoa; Brachiopoda; Lingulata; Lingulida; Lingulidae. Gene Ontology annotation, molecular function: calcium ion binding; carbohydrate binding. The record is from RefSeq and is a predicted model, not a curated record.
AUGCUUGACAUUUUUGUUCCAGUUGAACGCUGUCCUCUUCCCGCAACGCCUGCCAACGUCUGUCAGGUGGUCGGCGGUUUACACAUAGGAGACAAUAUCACCUACACGUGUGUUACUGGUACCUCGCGGACAAAGGGCGACCUCUUGCGGGUGUGUCAGGAUAACGGGACAUGGAGCGGCCAGGAGCCCGUAUGUGCACAAGCAAGAUACCAGUUAGGCUACUCCUUUCAUAUCGUCGAAGAUAAUCUCACGUGGUUCGAGGCAGGAAGGCGUUGUAAAAGUCAACACCAUGGCAUGUUGGCAGAAAUCCACGACCAGUACAUGAAUGAUUUCAUCUCAGCCAUCAUAACAAAGUUUGAUAUUGAAUUCUGGAUAGGAGCAAGGAGAGAAAAUUUUACUGGGCAUUGGCAGUGGUCGUCAGGGAAUAAUGUUGAAGAGGUACAUUGGGGCCCAGGCCAGCCAGAUUGUGUAAAAGGGAGGCUCUGCGUUUCUUUAAAGUUUAACGACGGAAAGUGGAGUUGGCAGAACUCCCCCUGCAAUGUGACCAAGAAUUAUAUUUGCAUGCGCCAGCAUUAUUGUUAUUCAACAAUACAAGCAGGCUACCGGAACGAUGGGUUUAACCUACGUGAACUGUUCAUGACAAACGUUCAUGAGUGCGAAAAAGAAUGUCUUCGUGACAUCAGAUGCAAGGGUGCCACUUUUAACAUACCCAUACAACGUUGCUAUUUACAUCAUAAGACAGACAAAAUAGUUCCUGGAGAUACGCAUUAUUUCAUUAAGAAACGUUGUGAUUAUUUUGCAUGGAAAACCAAUGAUGACAUUCAUUACUGUAACGACCGUCAUUGUUACUGGCUCAAAUCUGGUGACAGCACAAGUAAUCCGCAGCAAUUUUGUCAGGAUACGGAUGGAGAAGUUCUUACUGACCAAUCUGAGGUGAAGAGCGCAUUUGCCAUGCCAAAGCCUUCAAGGAAAACGACACCACCCAAAGAGUCACCACAGGGACCGGUCUACGGUAUCACAGAAAGGCAAGAGGGGAAAGGAGAAGAGGACAAACCGGAACCGGAAGUGGGAUUGAAGAAACUUGUUAGUCCAGUUUUAAAGACAAUAAGAAAACCGCCAGAUAAUGUGGAAGAGUAUAAAGAAGAGUAUGGUUUCCUAGGCAACUUACUUUACCUGAGUGUCACCAAAUUAAGACAACAGCCAGCCACCACUUCCAGUCAGUCUAGGCCCACGGUCACACUAACACAGCAGAAACCACAACUUCUUGUCCAGACGUCCCUGGGGAGCAGCCUGCCUCGCACCCCUACCACCCCCAGGACCUUCCAGACCUCCAGUAGUCUUAUCAACCGUACCCCAGGGACCCCAACCACCCCUGGGGCAUCCCAGAAGUAUGUGAUCCUGACCCAGGGGGGCUCUUCCACAUUGACCAGUGUCUCAGGGUCCUUCACUCCCACACAGACUGUAGUGAGAGUGGUGACUAAUACGCAGAGUGCUGGGGCUACCACCAUUAGUACCUCCACACCCAAGUUCUUAGUGAUGCCUGGAUCACAGAACACUGGGAAUAAUAAUAAUACUAAUACUUGACAGUGAGGAGAAUAUAUGUGUGUUUAAGUUGACAAUGAGGAUGCUGAUAUGUAAUGGAGGUACAAGUCAGAGGGGAAAUUGUAGAGAAUCAGGUCUCUGGAGAUGUGGAUGUUUUAUGGAGUUGGAGAGAGUACGAGGAUAAUGGAAGGUCAGGUGAAGGUCGUUAGGAUCAGCAUUAAAGUCCUGGUGCUGACCAAUGUACUAAUAGUAGGUUUGCCACAGUUAGUUCAGCAACAUCAUCAUAUUAGUUUGUGCCGGAGUCUGGCACAGAGAGAUGAAAAUACUUGUCAAAAAAUGAAAUGUCAUUAUUUUCUGUUGCAAAGUGAAUUAUAGUUUGAAAAUCAUGUCUUUUUAACAGAUGAAGUGCAAAAGCAUGAUCAGCCUAGACUCACAACUAUGUUUAAAGCACAUUUAAAAGGUUUCCUUUUUUUUUGCUGGAGCUGUAAUAAUUUCUCUUCAAUUAUUUAUUUGUUUGUUUUUUUAAUAUAAACUUCAAUUUUUUAUGCAAUGUUAAAGCAGUUAUAAUGAUAUGUAAUGUAAAAGAUGAAGAUGACAAUUUUAGAAACUUAUUUUUGUAGUUAAUAUCAAUCUCUGACAUGAGGAAGAGAGUUCUUUUUAUAGUUCACAAAGUGACAGAUUGUUCAUAAAAUAAGCCAUUUAAGCAAGGGGGUGAACUUUUCCUUUAUUUAAUGCUUCAUUUUUCUACAUC